AUGGCAUCGAGACCGCCACUUCCCAAGCCAAAUGGGUUUCAGAGAGCUCUCGCAGACUUUCAGAAUCGGCUUAAACCGGCCGAGAGACAGCAAUUUAAAGUCACGACUUUGGAUGAGCUCAAGGUGACCAUCUUGGCCAUCCAGUCGCAGCAAAGGUCACGAAAGAAGAUGAUGCAUAUGGGGCGACUCGUCCCGUUCCUUGAGGCCAUGGAACAAUUUGGGAAAGUGAUUGAGGUCUUCCUCAACGUGUCUGAGGUCCUUGCCUUUGUAUGGGGGCCAAUGAAGCUCCUACUUCUGACCGCUAUAAACUGGACCGAGUCAUUUGAUACACUACUGGAUGCCUAUCAGCGUAUAGCCGAGAACUUUCCCAUUUUCGAAGGGUACCAGAGUACUUUUUCUCAGAACGACAAGAUGCAAAGUGUCAUGGAACAUGCUUGGUCCAAUAUUCUGGAAUUUCACAUCAAGGCACUCCGGAUAUUUGAACAGUCUAUGUUGAAACAGUUUUUCCGCUCUUUAUGGAAGGAUUUCAAGACCAGAUUCCAGAGUAUCUUGGACGAUUUGAAGCGACAGAAGGAACUCGUUGAAAGUCAUGCAAACAGAUAUCACAUUCACAAUUAUGAAAAUGAUCGCCUGAAAAUGCUUGCAGAAUUCAAAGAAGCAAGUGUGAAGAGAUCAUCGGAACGGAAAGCAUUUGUUUCACAAUGGAUUGCAGCGCCACAAGCUAUUAUCGACCAUGAACAUAUUUGCGAAACUCUUCGAGAGAGCUCAGAGGCAACUCAAAGACCAAUGGGCCAAUGGAUUCUUAAUCAUGAGGAUGUGAAAUCUUGGCUGGAUAAAACAGUGCCUAAAUCCUCAACAAUCUGGGUAACUGCUAUUGCCGGCGCUGGUAAAACUGUCCUCGCCUCCGUGAUAAUUGAUCAUCUAAAACAGCGAGACACCGAGCCAGUCGGCUUCUUUUACUGCAAGCACGGAGAUCCGAAGAAACGGACCCUUCUCUCCUUUCUAAAAAGCACCUUGAGCCAGCUCGUCGCACAGCAAGAUCAGCUUGUACCAUACUAUUACGAUGAAGCAAUCAAAAGUGGAGAAAUCACACUGCAGUCAGUCAAACAUUGCAAGACACUCCUGCUCCACAUGCUGCAAAACAUCCCUAAAGCUUACCUCAUUGUGGAUGGUCUCGACGAAUGUGAUGAUAACGAAAGAAAAGCAAUUCUAAGCUUUCUACAGGAAACCCUCUCAAUAUGUGAUAGCUUGAAUCCUGCAAAGCUCCGUGCUCUAAUCCUGAGCCGUGAUGAGCGAGAUAUCAAAAAGGCACUUGCCAUGGCAACCAUGAUCCGAUUAGGGCAACAAGACACACUCCAGGAUAUGAAAGUAUAUAUAGAUUGCAAAGCCAGUGCGAUCCAAGACAUUUUCAGAUUCAGUGAUGCUGAUCGGGAAUACAUCGAGCAAUAUGUGCUUGAUAAGUCAGACGGGAUGUUUUUAUUCGCCAAACUAGUCUUGUCUAACCUUGAAGGCCAGCCAAAUCUGAAAUGCUUUCACAAAGAGUUCCAUAGUCUUCCUCAGGGCCUCGGCCAAGCAUAUGACCGCAAUUUGCACAGAAUUCGGAACAAUCCCAACCAUAACCAGAGGGCAGUGGCUGAGAAGAUUCUUUCUCUCGUUCUCUGUUCCAGACGGCCACUCAUGUCGCGAGAGCUUCAAGCAGCGAUAUCUAUUGAUCCUCAGGAGCAGACAGUAGAUUCAACCCUCAGAUUAUCCCUGGAUAUGAGAGACAUUUGUGGUUCUUUAAUUGAAAUCAUUCCCGGGGGAGCUGUGGAAUUGGUUCAUGCCACAGCGUCUACGUAUAUUCAAGAACUCGGUUACAUUCCACGGUGGAUGGCAGAACUCUCCAUGACAUAUAUCUGUCUCAAUUACCUCAGCUAUGAGUGUUUUGGAGAAACCUCGAAACCUGCGAUCUUGAGAUACAUCCAUGAGGGCUAUUUUGCAUUCCAAGACUACGCCAUUGCCCAUUGGACUGAUCAUGUUCCAGCAUUGCUUGAGUCGUUGAAAGGUGUUACACUAGAUGGACAGAGUCACAAAGACGACAUAAUAUCCGCUUUCACCUUAUUUGCCGCACAAUAUGAUGCAGAGUUGGCUUCUACAGACAAAUCCCGAGAAAUGCUAGACGCCAAAGUUUUGCGACAACUUGACCACAGCCAGCACGUAGUGUCCUUAUGGGAGCAUUCCACCAACUACAAAGCCCUUACUGAUGAUCGAAAGGAUAAAGUCAGUAUAGGUAAACUUGGAAAAGCCCUCGAAAUAAACAGACCUCUUUUGGAAGCCACGCCAACGACGAGCACGAAUGCAAUUAUGGAUACACAUUCGCUUGAGAACUUCUAUGGCAGUAACUGGUUCAAGUGCUCCAGGCUAUCAUGUUACUAUUUCCACGAAGGCUUCGCUUCUCAUCGUGAUAGACAAGGCCACUACGAUCGCCAUGACCGACCUUUCAGCUGUGACGAUGAUGACUGUCCUUCGUCAAAAAUAGGGUUCGGGUCACUCAAGGAGUUUGAGAAACAUAGAAGAAACAUGCAUCCAGGAAAGGGCAAGUUGACGCAGACGUUCAAGAGACUGAAACAACUGGGUAGACCUGGAGUUGAAGUUGCAAAAAACACUUGCCCUGAGUGUUCGUUCAAGUUUGACUCGAGACUUCAGUUCAGAUUGCACCUUGUAUGGCAUAACGCGCAGAAAACUCAGGUGGCACGUAAGCCGGCUAGAUAUCAGGUCUAG
This is a messenger RNA of Fusarium fujikuroi IMI 58289, 2760 nucleotides long. RefSeq lists its product as uncharacterized. Bases 1 to 2760 code for a protein of 919 amino acids. The record is from RefSeq and is a predicted model, not a curated record. The transcript is spliced from 7 exons. Lineage: Eukaryota; Fungi; Ascomycota; Sordariomycetes; Hypocreales; Nectriaceae.